UGCUAACUCUGAUCUCAUCGUCUUCGCUUUCGCCAUUUUCUAGAGAGAGAAAGCCGGUGGAAACUCCGGCGCCGGCGGUUCAAGGAAAUGCGAUUCCUUCUACUUUUCAUCAUCCUCAAUCUCAAUGUCUUCCUUCUUCCUCAGGCAACCGCCCGCAUGCCUGAAUACCAGGCGCUACUUUCAAUGAAAGCUGCCAUUACCGACGAUCCUCAGGGAGAGCUUUCAACAUGGAACGUCUCCACCAACCACUGUACAUGGUCAGGUAUUACUUGCAACGUAGACCGGCAUGUGAUUUCCAUUGAUAUCUCAGGCCGGAAUCUAUCCGGUACUCUAUCAUCUGAUAUAGGACAUCUUCGAUUCCUCGUUAACCUUACGGUUGCCGCUAAUCAGCUAAUAGGACCUGUUCCUAUGGAGAUCUCAUCCAUUACAGGUCUUCGUUACCUGAAUCUUUCCAACAAUGGCUUCAUCGACAGCUUUCCAAAGCAGUUAUUUCGUUUACGAAAUCUUGAGGUACUUGAUUUCUAUAACAAUAAUAUGACUGGAGAUCUUCCUGUUGGUGUUUAUACGAUGACUAGUCUCCGACAUCUUCACCUUGGAGGAAAUUAUUUCACCGGCAUUAUUCCGCCGGAGUAUGGAAAGUUUCCUCUCCUCGAAUAUCUCGCCGUUUCGGGAAAUGAGCUCGUCGGCGUUAUUCCGCCGGAAAUCGCUAAUAUAUCUACACUCCAGCAUCUAUACAUUGGCUAUUACAACAUAUUCACUGGAGGAAUACCUCCUGCGAUUGGAAAUCUGUCGAGACUUGUUCGAUUCGACGCCGCUUGUUGUGGACUUGACGGUGAGAUUCCGCCGGAGAUUGGUAGGCUACAGAAUCUGGAUACUUUGUUCUUGCAGGUGAAUACUCUUGCAGGUCCUUUGACGCCUGAACUUGGAAGCUUGAUGAGUAUGAAAUCCAUGGAUCUAUCUAACAACUUGUUCACCGGCGAAAUACCUGCUACAUUCGCGAAUCUGAAGAAUCUUACACUUCUUAAUCUAUUCCGUAACCAGCUACACGGUUCAAUACCGGAUUUCAUCGGUGACUUGCCUUCGCUUGAGGUGUUGCAGCUAUGGGAAAAUAAUUUCACCGGAAGUAUUCCUCAGGGUUUGGGAACAAAUGGAAAGCUUCAGAACGUUGAUCUCUCGUCAAACAAGCUGACGGGAAGUUUGCCGCCGGAUCUCUGCUCCGGUAAUAACCUUGAGAUUCUGAUAACACUCGGAAACUUCCUGCUCGGACCGAUCCCGGAAGCUCUUGGGAAAUGUGAAUCACUGAGUCGAAUUCGAAUGGGAGAGAAUUAUCUCAAUGGUUCUAUACCUAAGGGUCUUCUUAACUUACCAAAGCUCACUCAAGUUGAGCUUCAGGAUAAUCUUUUAUCAGGGUAUUUUCCACAAACAGAUGGUCUGUCCGAAAAUUUAGGCCAAAUUAGUCUGUCAAACAACCAGCUCACCGGACCAUUACCUCCGACCAUCGGCAAUUUCUCCGGUAUUCAGAAGCUUCUUCUAGAUGGAAACCAGUUCUCAGGUUUAAUACCACCCGAAAUAGGAAAGCUACAGCAGCUUUCCAAGAUCGACAUCAGCCAUAACAACUUCUCAGGUUCAAUCCCACCUGAAAUCAGUCAAUGUAAGCUUCUAACAUUCGUUGAUCUUAGCCGGAACCAACUAUCCGGUAAAAUCCCACCUGAAAUUACAAAUAUGCGAAUACUCAACUACUUAAAUUUGUCAAAGAAUCACUUUAUAGGAACAAUUCCUACAUCUAUAUCCUCCAUGCAGAGCCUAACAUCUGUUGAUUUCUCAUAUAACAAUCUAUCUGGUUUAGUCCCUAGUACAGGCCAGUUUAGUUACUUCAACUAUACUUCAUUCCUAGGAAAUCCUAAUCUUUGUGGCCCAUAUCUAUCUCCCUGCAAAAAUGGGAUUAACAGCGACUCGCACCCUGCUCAUGUAAAAGGCCUCUCAGCUUCUCUAAAGCUUCUACUAGUAAUCGGUCUUCUUCUAUGCUCCAUCGCCUUCGCCAUAGCUGCCAUUGUCAAGGCAAGAUCAUUGAAAAGGGCGAGCGAAGCUCGGGCAUGGAAACUAACAGCUUUCCAACGCCUGGACUUCACUAGCGACGAUAUACUGGAUUGUUUGAAGGAAGAUAACAUUAUAGGAAAAGGAGGAGCCGGGAUUGUAUACAAAGGCUUGAUGUCAAACGGAGAUCACGUGGCUGUGAAAAGGCUUCCGGGUAUGACCCGGGGUUCUUCCCAUGACCACGGGUUCAAUGCUGAGAUACAGACAUUAGGGAAGAUCCGACAUAGAUAUAUAGUGAGGCUGUUGGGUUUCUGUUCAAACCAUGAGACUAAUCUAUUGGUGUAUGAGUAUAUGCCUAAUGGGAGCUUAGGUGAAGUUCUUCAUGGAAAGAAAGGUGGACAUUUGUAUUGGGAAACUAGGUAUAAGAUUGCUUUGGAGGCUGCUAAAGGACUUUGCUAUCUUCACCAUGACUGUUCACCUCUUAUUGUUCAUAGAGAUGUUAAGUCAAACAAUAUUCUUCUUGACUCCAAUUUUGAGGCUCAUGUUGCUGAUUUUGGCCUUGCUAAGUUCAUGCAAGAUUCUGGAACUUCUGAAUGCAUGUCUGCCAUAGCCGGCUCUUAUGGAUACAUCGCUCCAGAAUACGCAUACACAUUGAAGGUCGACGAGAAGAGCGACGUUUACAGUUUCGGGGUUGUUCUGUUGGAACUUGUGAGCGGGAGAAAGCCAGUUGGGGAGUUUGGAGAUGGAGUGGAUAUAGUACAAUGGGUGAGGAAGAUAACCGGAGGGAAGAAGGAAGGAGUUGUCAAAGUUAUCGAUCCAAGACUCCAUAAGGUUCCGUUUGACCAAGUCAUGCAUGUUUUCUAUGUUGCCAUGUUGUGUGUUGAGGAUCAGGCUGUCGAACGUCCUACCAUGAGGGAAGUUGUUCAAAUGCUGACUGAACUUCCAAACGAACCUUCCUCAAAUCCUAAACAGGGAGACUCACCGGAGUCUGUUAAAGGUGAGGUGCCGGCGCCGGUGAUGGUGGCGGCGGUGGCGGGGGCUGGUGGUGGAAGUAAUAAUGAGAUGUCCCAAUCACUUACAACUGAUCUUCUUAGCAUUUAAUAAUGUAGGCUGUCUAAGUUUUAUUUAAUGUUUUUUUGAAUUUAUUAGUUUCAAUGUUUUGUUGUUUGUUAUGUUUAAUGUUUGAAGUUUAUUUUAUUUUAUUUUAUUGGGGGUCCAUGAGUGUAGUGUGUAUAUAAGGGUAAAUGUUUGGCUUGUUGAAAAACAACUCAUUUAUUUUCUUUUGAUUUGAUUUUGUGAUGUG
Messenger RNA from Impatiens glandulifera, 3337 nucleotides. Its product is annotated as leucine-rich repeat receptor-like serine/threonine-protein kinase BAM1. Gene Ontology annotation, biological process: protein phosphorylation. Lineage: Eukaryota; Viridiplantae; Streptophyta; Magnoliopsida; Ericales; Balsaminaceae. The record is from RefSeq and is a predicted model, not a curated record. Bases 88 to 3135 code for a protein of 1015 amino acids. The transcript is spliced from 2 exons. Gene Ontology annotation, molecular function: receptor serine/threonine kinase binding; protein kinase activity; ATP binding.